This is a messenger RNA of Ixodes scapularis (black-legged tick), 543 nucleotides long. RefSeq names its product zinc finger BED domain-containing protein 5-like. The transcript is spliced from 2 exons. The record is from RefSeq and is a predicted model, not a curated record. The coding region runs from base 1 to 543 and encodes 180 amino acids. NCBI's taxonomy places the organism in Eukaryota, Metazoa, Arthropoda, Arachnida, Ixodida, Ixodidae.
AUGUCCAAGUUACGUGGCUACAAAGAAAGUUAUCUGAAGUUUGGCUUUGCCGAUAUCGGCGGCAAACCGCAAUGCGUUUUGUGUGGUGAAGUACUCGCUCAAAGUUGCAUGGUGCCGACGAAGUUGGCACGCCAUCUCCGGACAAAGCAUCCAAGCUUCCAAGACAAGGACAUUGAGUUCUUCGAAACCAAGAAACGAAAGUUGGAAUCCCAAAAGCUGGAUAAUCCAAACAAGGACGUCGUCGGUGCUCUCAUAGGCAAUGAGCACGUGAAAAAAUUGGACAAAAUACCAUGCUCGAACGACACCGUAGCACGGAGAAUCAAAGAAAUGGCGUCUGAUGUGCAGGAUCCAGUAAUUGAAAAAUUGAAGUCGGCUGGGAAGUUUUCCCGUGCCAUGGAUGAGAGCUGCGACGUAUCCGGGAGCCCACAGCUUGUAGCAUUUGUGCGCUUUGUGGGUGGCCUUGUCAUUGCCGAAGAGCUUCUUUGUUGUCUGGAACUCGAGACCAGACACAACAAGAGGUCAAGACAUUUUCAAUGCCACUAA